AUGGCUCCAGAUGAUCGAUUGCUGCCGUAUCUGGAGGUAGCCGGAUUUGGGUCAGUAGCAUUGAUUCGGUCGUCCGACUUGCGCUUUGAUUUAUUAUCUGUGCUAGUGGAACAGUGGCGUCCGGAGACUCAUACUUUCCAUUUUCCGUGCGGGGAGUGCACGGUGACCUUGGAGGAUGUUGCAGUGCAGCUGGGGCUCCCAAUUGACGGGAGUCCCGUAACGGGAGUAUCGUCAUUCACCGAUCCGGCUGCAGUUUGCUAUCAACUCCUAGGAGAGUCGCCAGAGGACGGCGACAAAUAUUUUUCCGGCAUCAAAUUUACAUGGCUAAAAGCCAAAAUUAGACAAUUAUCAGCGACCGCCACUGAAGGGGCAGUACUCAUGCCUGAUGCAAACGGCGACUGUGUGCAUUUGUCGUACCUGCCCCUGCUAGCUGAUUUCUCCACUGCUAGGUCGUAUAGCUGGGGUUCCGCCGUUCUAGCAACGCUCUACCGGGAGCUUUGUCGGGCGACAGAGCCGCAGGUUAAAGUCAUCGGCGGAUGCCUUAUACUGCUGCAGUCGUGGGCGCUUUAUUGGAUGUCGUUUUUGGCACGAGUUAGUCACCAACCCUAUCUGUAUCCACUGCCACUCAGGUGGACGACCCGUCCUGACAUCGGGAAGUCGUCUGAUGUCCCGAUAUACCACUUGAGGAUUGAACAGCAUGCCCGGGAAGGGUUUACAUGGAUGCCCUACCGGAGGUUGGAAAUUACAAAUGUCUUACCCUCGUCCGCAGUCGUUGAUUCCCACAUAUGGUCAAGUUGGGGAUCGACGCAGCAGCGUAGCUUUGGAUCGAUCCGUGCAUAUUAUUCUCCGCAGCAGCAGAGCGAAAGCGGGACCCUGACCGAGAUCCGGACAAGCACAGUCAAAUGUGGAUUCACAUGGCUAUCGUCCGGAUUUGGUGGUCUGUGA
Gossypium raimondii (Peruvian cotton) is the source of this 945-nucleotide messenger RNA. RefSeq names its product protein MAINTENANCE OF MERISTEMS-like. The transcript is spliced from 5 exons. NCBI's taxonomy places the organism in Eukaryota, Viridiplantae, Streptophyta, Magnoliopsida, Malvales, Malvaceae. The record is from RefSeq and is a predicted model, not a curated record. Gene Ontology annotation, biological process: meristem maintenance; meristem development. Bases 1 to 945 code for a protein of 314 amino acids.